AUGGAAUCUACUUAUCUUUUUAGACUAAAUACAGUUUACCAACAGUGUUUAUCCAUGUGCCCAGAGAAUCCAGCCAAACGCAUUCUAAUGAGUGGGCAAACAGCUUGGAACAUUAUUUGCGAUGACUUCAGAAACGAUACUGGUAACGGCUACUUCACAGACAGCUACUAUUCUACCACUAAAUGUGACUACCUAGAUUUCCGAGAGGUUGUUGUGCCAUGUUGGUCAACAAUGGGAGAAACACUAACAAGUCACUGCGCUCCGAUGGCACACUUUCUGCAAGCCGAAAUUCUUCAACUCAUGGAAGGAGGUUUGGAAAACGUGCACCAAGGAUUGGAUGGCCUUUGUAGGUGUGUACACUCCUAUGACAAAUGUUUUGUUAGAAAAAAUUACGAAGCUUGUGGCUCAAAAGCUGGAAAAUUUUUAGUCAAGUUGACUCAUCAAACAUCGCAUGCCCUUAUGGAACUACUGGAUAAAGUUCUCAAGUUGAAUGAUCUGCCAAGAAGCUGUAAGGAUUGGUUAAGUCAGAAGGAUAUCGGCGGAUUACGACCAAGAGCCAUCGCUAGACGACUGAGAAACAGCUGUUUAGCACUGGCCGAUUCGAUUCCAAUCAUUUUUGUAACGUUGAAAGCGUAUUUAUUUGUUUGA
Messenger RNA from Angiostrongylus costaricensis, 648 nucleotides. The record is from the annotation of a GenBank genome assembly. NCBI's taxonomy places the organism in Eukaryota, Metazoa, Nematoda, Chromadorea, Rhabditida, Metastrongylidae.